Molecule: messenger RNA, 1796 nt
Organism: Quercus robur (English oak)
Lineage: Eukaryota; Viridiplantae; Streptophyta; Magnoliopsida; Fagales; Fagaceae
Exons: 14
Coding region: 160-1548 (462 amino acids)
Biological process (GO): lipid biosynthetic process
Molecular function (GO): methyltransferase activity
Source: RefSeq, a predicted model, not a curated record
AUCAUUACCCUUGAUCACUGCUAAUUUUCCCUUGGAGAAAAAUUGUAUCAAGUCUAUUACCUUUUGUUUGUCUUUUUCUAAGUUCUAUAAAUUUCUUUAAAGAGAAUCAUUAGUUUGAAGGGAAGGUGUCUUACUGGAUAUACUUGUUGGUAGGCAGGCAUGGCUGCUGCACAGAUUGCUCUUCUAAGCAAGCCAAAACACAUGGAACCAUCUCUCAUAGAAGCAGGGGCGCGCCUUUUUGUCACUAGGUUCCUUGGACGUUUUAUCUCUGCUGGAUGUUUAAUUUUAUUGGAGGAAGGGGGUACAACAUUGACCUUUGAAGGAGACAAGAGAAAGUGUCCUCUGAAAAUAGUUCUUAAAGUUAAUAAUCCGCAGUUUUAUUGGAAGGUUAUGACAAAUGCCGAUUUAGGCCUUGCAGAUGCAUAUAUUGAUGGGGAUAUUUCUUUCAACGAUAACAAUGAAGGUCUUCUAAACCUUUUUCUGAUUCUUAUUGCCAGCAGAGAUUCAAAUUCCUCUAUCUCGAAAUUGAAUAAGAGAAGGGGCUGGUGGACACCAUUGAUAUUCACAGCUACUCUAGGAUCUUUAACGCGCUUUUUCAAGCAUUUUUUAAGGCAUAAUAGUCUCACACAAGCUCGCAGGAACAUCUCUCGUCAUUAUGAGCUGAGUAAUGAACUUUUUGCUCUGUUCUUGGACGAAACAAUGACAUACUCUACCGGCUUAUUUAAGAAGGAAGAUGAGGACUUGAAGGUUGCGCAGCUAAGAAAAAUAUCUUCUUUGAUUGAAAAGGCAAGAAUUGAUGAGAAGCAUGAAGUUCUUGAAAUUGGGAGUGGCUGGGGAAGCUUUGCUAUUGAAGUUGUCAAUCAAACUGGAUGCAAAUAUACUGGCAUCACUUUGUCUAAAGAGCAACUGAAACUUGCAGAAAAGAAAGUGAAAGAUGCUGGCCUUCAGGACCGCAUUAAGUUUCUUCUUUGUGAUUACCGCCAAUUGCCCGAUACCUACAAAUAUGACAGAAUUAUAUCUUGUGAGAUGAUAGAACAUGUUGGCCAUGAAUAUAUGGAUGAGUUUUUUGGUUGCUGUGAAUCAUUAUUAGCAGAAGACGGGCUUUUUGUUCUACAGUUCUCAUCAAUGCCAGAUGAACGUUACAACGAGCACAUGCGAAGUUCGGAUUUUAUAAAGGAAUAUAUAUUUCCCGGUGCAUGCAUACCUUCAUUAAGCAGGGUAAUAUCAGCCAUGGCUAAUGCAUCCAGACUCAGCGUGGAGCACGUGGAGAAUAUAGGGAUUCAUUACUACCAAACACUAAGAUAUUGGAGAAGAAAUUUUAUGAACAACCAGAGCAAAAUUCUUGCUCUCGGAUUUGAUGAAAAGUUCAUACGAACAUGGGAAUAUUACUUUGAUUAUUGUGCAGCUGGUUUUAAGUCACGUACACUUGGAGUUUAUCAGGUUGUAUUCUCACGUCCUGGCAACGUUGCUGUACUCAACAAUCCAUAUCAAAGUCUUCAUCAGGAUCUUGAUUCUGUUCCCGAAGGAGACAUCAAUUCUUCAUAUUAAUGCUAGGCCAACGUAUAAUGGUUCAUUUUCAUGUUUCUACUUUCAUGGGAAGUCUUUUUAAUUUGGUUGUUUGCUUCUUCAGAAUGGUUAUUUAAUCAUGAAUCAAAUACUUAAGAAUGGUUUGCGAUUGUAAUUAAAUCCUAUGGCAUCUUUCUUUACUUUAUUCGACUUAUUCAUUAUCUAAGAAUAAAAUGCUACAGAGAAAACAGUAUGUAAAUGCAAUAUAUACUUUAUCUGGCUUUCAAAUA